Dictyostelium discoideum AX4 is the source of this 1638-nucleotide messenger RNA. RefSeq lists its product as hypothetical. NCBI's taxonomy places the organism in Eukaryota, Evosea, Eumycetozoa, Dictyosteliales, Dictyosteliaceae. The record is from RefSeq and is a predicted model, not a curated record. The coding region runs from base 1 to 1638 and encodes 545 amino acids. The transcript has a single exon.
AUGGAAACAAAUUAUCAUAUUUAUUCUGAUAAUAAAAAAAAUAAUUUAAAUAAAAUAAUUGAAACAACACCAACAUCAAUAAAAUAUGAAUUACCAGAUGUUUUAUUAUUAUCAGAUAAUGAUAAAGUUGAAGGACAUCCAUUGACAGAUCCAUAUUAUACAAAAGAAGAUAAAGGAUUAAUGAAAUUAAUGUUAUCAUAUUUUGUAGAAUUUAUGAGACUCUCAAAAAUGAAACCAUUAUCUGACAAAAAAAAUAAAGAUAGACCACAUUUUAAUGUCCAAUUAGAUGGAAAUGAAAAAUUAAGAUGCAUUAUCAAUAAUUAUGAAAAAGCAUUAGAAAUGAAAAAUUAUUGUUGUGUAGGAUUCUUUGGUACUAAAAGUUUUGAUGCUAAAUCCAAGUUAAAUGAAAUUAUUACAAGUGACGAUGCAUUGGUUUCAAUACUUCCUGAAUUUCCAUCAAUUAUUGGUUAUGUAACAAUUCAAAAAGAAAAACCAAAAUCCCAAGAACUUUUAUCCCAUCUUCCAAAUACAAUUGACGAUAAUUAUGCAAAUAUUGUAAUUAUUGAAAAUUUUGAAGUGGUAAAUGAAUGGAGACGUCAUACUGUUCAUAGAGACGCCAAUCAAUAUUUAUCACCACUUUAUUAUCAUAUGGUUAGAAUUCAUAAUGCUCAAAUCUCAAUUCCAGCUGAAUGUUUAUCAGAAUAUUUCCAACUUUAUCAACACGACCAAUUAGAUAUUAAUUUCAUAAGAACAAAGUAUUAUUCAUUCACACCAGAUGGUAAAGUUAAUUUAAGAGCAUUAAGAGAAUAUAAAGAAUUGAGCUUUGCAUCUUUCCUAAGUCCAAAUUCUUUUGAAUUCUUUAAAGAGAUUGUAAAUGAAAUUGGUAAAAAAUUAAAAGUUUCUACAAAAUUAAUUGAUAUUUAUUCAUUAAUUAAUCAAUCUGAAAAUGCAGGAGAAUUAAUUAAUGAACCACCACAUAAAUUAAUGGUUGAAUAUGGUGUUGAUUUUGCAUUUAUGUGUGGUUUAGCAUUUGUAAAUGCAGGUCCAAAAUUAUUAUCACCAUUGGUUUCACCAGUUAGAAUUGAAGAUCAUUAUCAAAAUAAACCAAUUUAUUUCAGUAAUUUAAUUGUUAAAAAUCAAAGUACAAUUAAUGAACUUUCAAAAGAUUUAACAUUUAUUCAUAAUGGUAAAGAUUCAUUUUCAGGUUAUCAAAUUUUAAAUAGUCAUUUAAUAAACAAUCAUCAAACUUUAUCAAUUGAAAAUUAUUUUAAAAAUUCAAUUUUUACAGGUUCACAUUUAAAUUCAAUUGAAUCAAUUAAAUCUUCACAAGUAAAUGAUAAAUUAAUUGCUUCAAUUGAUUCAACAGUUUUAGAUACUGAAUUAUUAAAUAAUAGAAUUUCAUUAGAAAAUGAUAUUAAAAUAAUUAAAACUUUAGGACCUUCAGCAAUGCCACCACUAGUUUCAAAAUUAUCAUCACCUCAUUCAAAAUCUUUUUCAAAUGAAAUUCAAAAUUAUUUAUCAUCAAAUGAAAUUUCAAAAUUAUUAGAACCAAUAUUAUUAAAAUUUAAUUAUAAAAGAUUUGAAAUUGUAAAUUCAUCAAGUUUUGAUGAUAUUAGAAAAACUAUUAAUUUAAAUUAA